AUGUCUCAUCACUCCGUCCAUGCCUCCUCUGGACACAAGCAUUUCAGCUCCUGUUCUGCGGGGUUACCUAAACAUUCUGGCUCACACAGUGUCUUCUCACACUCUGCUAAACAUGGUGGACAUGGUCACAAGACCCAGCACUGCUUUACCAGUUCAAGUGCACAUAAUAUUGGAUCAAAAGGACAAAAGAUUUCAUUUGGUAGUUUUAAUUUAGGAAAGAGUGGGCAUGGAUCUGGCUAUGGUAUUGGCAAUUUUGGGAGAUCAUCUUGUUCUGGAGGAAUCACCCAUGUUACUGUAAACCAAGGUCUGCUGGCACCUCUCAACUUGGAGAUUGACCCAAACAUCCAGAGAGUGAGGACUGAUGAGAGGAAUCAGAUCAAAGGUCUCAACAACAAGUUUGCUACUUUCAUCGACAAGGUGAGAUACCUGGAACAGCAGAAUAAGAUGUUGGAGACCAAGUGGGCUCUUCUACAAGAUCAGAAAACCGCCAGGUGUGAGAUUGAACCUUUGUUUGAGUCUUUUAUCAGCAACCUCAGGAGACAGCUGGAGAACCUGGAGUGUGAGAGCGCUCGCCUAGAAUCAGAAAGGAACAGUGCAGAGGACACGAUGGAAGACUUUAAGAAAAAAUAUGAAGACGAAAUGAACCGACGCACAGCAGCAGAGAAUGAGUUUGUCCUACUGAAGAGGGAUGUUGAUGCUGCCUUUAUGAACAAGACUGAGCUACAAGCAAAGGCUGACUCCCUUGCAGAUGAGAUCAACUUCCUGAGGACCCUAUAUGCAGCGGAGAUCAAUCAGCUCCAGUCUCAGAUAUCAGACACCUCAGUGGUUGUGUCCAUGGAUAACAGCCGAGACCUGGACCUAAACAGCAUCAUCUCUGAGGUCAGAGCUCAAUAUGAGGACAUUGCUAGCAGGAGCAGAGCUGAGGCUGAAAACAUGUACCAGUCAAGGUUUGAGGAUCUGCGCAUGGCAACAGGAAGAAACGAGAGUGAUCUGCAGAACAGCAGAAAUGAGAUUGCCGAGCUUAACAGAGCAGUUCAAAGACUUAAAGGAGAAAUUGAAUGUGCUAAGUCUCAGCGUGCUGCACUGGAAACUGCUAUAAAUGAGGCAGAGGAAAGUGGAGAAGCUGCUGUCCGAGAUGCCAAGAACCAACUAGCUGAGCUGGAGGCUGCUCUACAGAAGGCCAAGCAGGACAUGGCUCGCCAGCUGCGGGAUUACCAGGAACUGAUGAAUGUCAAACUGGCUCUGGACAUUGAGAUUGCCACAUAUAAGAAGAUGCUGGAGGGAGAAGAGUGCAGGUGA
This is a messenger RNA of Pseudophryne corroboree (corroboree frog), 1299 nucleotides long. Its product is annotated as keratin, type II cytoskeletal cochleal-like. Bases 1 to 1299 code for a protein of 432 amino acids. Gene Ontology annotation, biological process: intermediate filament organization; keratinization. The transcript is spliced from 7 exons. Gene Ontology annotation, molecular function: structural constituent of skin epidermis. Gene Ontology annotation, cellular component: keratin filament. NCBI's taxonomy places the organism in Eukaryota, Metazoa, Chordata, Amphibia, Anura, Myobatrachidae. The record is from RefSeq and is a predicted model, not a curated record.